UGCCGUUUGUGAGGUUCCGCCACAUUUGAAAAUACAAAGUGCGUGUUCCAUGACCAUUAACUGUAACAGAAGGAACAAGUGACGCUUAAAAUAACGUUAAUCGGUUAUUUACCACAGAAAAAUGGACCAACAUCCCAAACGAAGAGCGUUGGUGUCGUAUAAGAAACAGUUUGAAAGUAAAACCGAUGACCUUUCAAACGGAGUGAAGAUGAAUGAGUACGUCUGUAGCAGGACUCCAACAGGUACACAACCCGCUCGCCCUGUGACGUCACGCGGCGCACAACAGACUCUGCUGAGAGAAGACGAGAGGACCGUAAAAAUACCAAAGUGUUGGGAACCUCUGAAGUGUAAAAACGCCAAAAACAGUGCGUUUCAAAUGGUAAAAAGCGAAAUAACCCCGGGUAAUAAGACGGAUAAUGUCUUUAUGACUCCAUUUUCUUUAUCUCCAUUGACCACCUGUACUAACGCCAGUCAUGUGGUCUCGGUUAACGGAAAGAAAAUGGUCAGAGAUCUUCCUCUAAGCGCGGAAGACAAGCCUCGUUUCACCUCCGUGUGCGCGGAGACGCUCGGCAGCGCGUGCAGCGUCGAAGCGGCUACCGAGUGCGCGAGCCUCAAUCCACCUGAAACAGCUUAUUAUAACACAGCAAAUUGCAGAGAUAAAGCAGGCUACAUUAAGAGGCCCAUGAAUGCCUUCCUGGGUUGGUCGAAGAUACAUCAGCCUAUCUUCACCAAGGCCAACCCAAAUGCCAGCAGUGCACAGAUCAGCAUGCAACUUGAGAUCGAGUGGAACAAACUGAGUGAAGAACAAAAGGCACCUUACUAUGCAAAGUCACAGGGGCCUAAAUGGAAUCACAGACAUCAAUUUCCUGACUGGUUUUAUAAUCCAGGGAAGAGAAAGCGAUUCAACCUAGAAGAGGAACCUUUAUACACCACCUCUAAUGCCUCACCACCUGUAGCCCUGGCAGUGCCUCAGAGACCUGCAUCUCAUGACAUCUAUGUAGCAUCACCUACAAACUCCACCUUGCAAAACUUAGUCUUUCAGACCUGUCCAAUGUCCUCUGGCAAUUUGCACUGUACAAUAUCACAAAGAAGACCUGCUCUAGAACCAAAUGUUAAUAUAGUCAAGGACAAGCCGAGAGGAGCACCGGUCCAUGGCAUGGUGUCAGGACCUAGCAGACAUUUCACUGGCCUUUCCCACUUAUACUCGCAAGUACCACUGGUUCAUGGGGGCAACCAUUUUGCCCCAUCUGCUUUCCCAUUUGUUCCACCAUUCAGCAUGCCUGGGUUGACAUUCUACCAGUCCAGCUUCUUGCUUUAUUCUGACAACCCAAGCAGACAGGGUCAUCUCAUGGGCUUGUACAUCGACCCUUUCCAGAACCAUGGUGUCUUGUGGGGACAAGAUUUACAGCCAAACCUCCACAUUACCAAGGAGGUCUGUACCAGUGGACAAAAAUGACUUUGAGAAUGUGAACAACCACCUCGGCUCAUAGGAGCAACGUAUCAGAGAUGUUAGAGGGUGAUGAACGUCCAGUGCUUAGAGGGCUUUAGUGUACAUGCUGUCAUGUCAAUUCUCAGUUAAUAUUUAUUUCUAAUAUUUGUAUUUAGUUUUAUUGCUCGUUGAAAUAAAGAUUUUGAAAGCCUAA
Messenger RNA from Tachysurus fulvidraco (yellow catfish), 1643 nucleotides. RefSeq names its product transcription factor SOX-30-like. Gene Ontology annotation, biological process: regulation of transcription by RNA polymerase II. NCBI's taxonomy places the organism in Eukaryota, Metazoa, Chordata, Actinopteri, Siluriformes, Bagridae. Gene Ontology annotation, cellular component: nucleus. Bases 122 to 1456 code for a protein of 444 amino acids. The record is from RefSeq and is a predicted model, not a curated record. The transcript has 5 exons. Gene Ontology annotation, molecular function: DNA-binding transcription factor activity, RNA polymerase II-specific; sequence-specific double-stranded DNA binding.